This is a messenger RNA of Drosophila novamexicana, 4468 nucleotides long. RefSeq names its product probable multidrug resistance-associated protein lethal(2)03659. Gene Ontology annotation, cellular component: membrane. Lineage: Eukaryota; Metazoa; Arthropoda; Insecta; Diptera; Drosophilidae. The transcript has 9 exons. Bases 148 to 4230 code for a protein of 1360 amino acids. Gene Ontology annotation, molecular function: ATP hydrolysis activity; ABC-type transporter activity; ATP binding. The record is from RefSeq and is a predicted model, not a curated record. Gene Ontology annotation, biological process: transmembrane transport.
UCGUUUUUGUUGUUGCGCGCUUGUUCUACGUACGUGAAUUGUUAAUUGCCUUUUGGUUUCCAACAACAGCAAACAGAAUAUAAUGAUUUUCAAGUUUUAUUGAGCAUAGUCCAAUUUAAGCAAACUUUUUCAGCUUCAACGUACAAAAUGCAGUCUAUUAAAACUGCAGACUUGCCGGAGAAUCCACGGGAGCAUGCCAAUUUUAUAUCGGCAGCAUGUUUCUGGUACACCAUGCCCACGUUCCUAAAGGGACGCAAAAAAACGCUGGAAACUGAAGAUCUCUUCAAGGCAUUGAAGGAACACAAGUCAGAAACCCUUGGAAAUGAUUUAUGCGCCGCCUGGGAGCGGGAGUUACAGAAGAAACAGCUGAACACCAAAAAGGAGCCGAGCCUUCUGUGCGCUCUCGUGCGUGUUUUCGGAUUGCACUUUGGCAUGCUGGGACUGGUGCUCUUCCUGCUGGAACUGGGUCUGCGCACACUGCAGCCGCUGUGUCUGCUCAAGCUAAUAUCCUACUAUACCUACGGCUCGGAGACAAUAGAGGCUGCUUAUUAUUAUGCAGCAGGUGUGGUUGCCUGCAGCGCCUUGAAUGUCAUCAUUAUGCAUCCGUAUAUGCUGGGCACAAUGCACGUCGGCAUGAAAAUGCGCGUCGGAAUGUGCAGCAUGAUUUAUCGCAAGGCGCUGCGGCUGAGCAAAACCGCGCUGGGUGAUACCACAGCUGGGCAUAUUGUAAAUCUGAUGUCUAACGACGUGGGACGCUUGGAUUUGGCCACAAUUUUUGUGCAUUAUCUGUGGGUGGGACCUCUGGAGACGCUGUUUAUAACAUACCUAAUGUACCUGGAGAUUGGAAUUGCGGCUGUGUUUGGUGUGGCUUUUAUGCUGCUCUUCAUACCGAUGCAGGCCUGGCUGGGCAAGAAGACCUCGGUGCUAAGGAUGCGCACAGCUUUGCGUACGGACGAGCGCGUUAGGAUGAUGAACGAGAUUAUUGCUGGCAUUCAGGUGAUCAAGAUGUAUGCCUGGGAGCUGCCCUUUGAGCAAAUGGUUGCGUUUGCCCGCAAAAAGGAAAUUAAUGCCAUACGACAUGUCUCCUAUAUAAGAGGCAUAUUGUUAUCAUUUAUAAUAUUCUUGACACGCGUUUCCAUCUUUCUAAGCCUCGUGGGCUAUGUACUCUUGGGCACAUUUCUGACACCCGAAGUGGCCUUUGUGAUCACGGCCUAUUAUAAUAUAUUGCGCACCACCAUGACCGUAUUCUUUCCCCAAGGCAUUUCGCAAAUGGCCGAGGCAUUAAUUUCUAUAAAGCGUGUGCAAAAGUUCAUGCUGUACGAGGAGACGGAUGUCAUUGAUAAAUCCUUGGAACUACCCUUAGUCUCGCCAGGAAGCAAUCAGACUACAGUGCACUCUAAACUGGAACAGGAGAAUGAGGAUGCCAAGGAGAAGCUGCUAACGCCACCAAUGCUGCCGCACAUCAAUGAAAACGCCGUACUCUCUGAAGCCCAAAUAUCCAUAACUGCAUUAAAAGCCAAAUGGGAUACCAGCUCACCGGAUUACACCCUAAAUGGCGUCAAUUUGCGCGUGCAACCUGGCACCAUGCUUGGCAUUGUGGGACGUACGGGCGCCGGCAAGUCCAGCUUGAUUCAGGCUAUACUGGGCGAGCUGCGUGCCGAAUCUGGCGAGAUACGUGUAAAUGGAAGCUUCUCAUAUGCAUCUCAGGAGCCCUGGCUCUUCACUGGUACUGUUCGUCAGAAUAUACUCUUUGGCCAGGCAAUGGACAAACGUCGCUAUGCACAGGUGGUGAAAAACUGUGCCCUGGAGCGUGACUUUGAGCUGUUGCCAUACGGCGACAAGACAAUUGUGGGCGAGCGGGGUGCAUCUUUAUCGGGCGGACAGAAGGCGCGCAUUAGCUUGGCGCGCGCUGUUUAUCGCCAGUCGGCAAUUUAUCUGCUCGACGACCCGCUUAGCGCCGUGGACACACAUGUGGCACGACAUCUAUUCGAGAAAUGCAUGCGCGGCUAUUUGCGUGAUCGUAUUGUAAUCCUUGUCACGCAUCAGCUGCAAUUUCUGCAGCAUGCCGAUCAAAUAGUCAUUCUGGAAAAGGGUCAAGUGAGCGCUGUGGGCACAUACGAAUCGCUGCGCGAAUCGGGUCUUGACUUUGCCUCAAUGCUGGCAGAUUCGUCACGCGACGAGCAUGGCAUCGAGGAGCGCUCUCGCUCCAGAUCGGGCUCGGCCAGCGAUAAGCGACGCAACAGCGAACAGUCGCUCCUAUCGCUAGCCGAUUCCUGUCUGGAUGAGGCCUCGGCAGCGCAAAUGCAUGUGCAGGAGUCACAGGAACAAGGUCGCAUCGGACUGCGACUAUAUAACAAAUAUUUUAAGGCUGGCGGCGGUUUCUUUGCCUUCUUUGUCAUGAUGGGCUUCUGUGUGCUGUCGCAGGUGCUGGCCUCUCUGGGCGACUAUUUUCUGUCAUAUUGGGUUGCCAAGAAGGGCAGCUUAAAAAGCAUGCAUGCCGCCAAUGACACCACAACCAUUGUCUCACAUGGCCCGGAAUCUCGUCUCUCGAUUUGGCUCCACGAUUUGGGCUUGUCCGUAGAUGCUGAAAUGCUGGACACUUAUAUCUUUACCCUGAUUACUAUUGCUACCAUUGCCAUCACCUUGGCGCGUUCAUUUUUAUUCUUCAAUGUGGCCAUGAAGGCAUCCACGGAGCUGCACAAUUCCAUGUUUCGCGGUAUUACGCGCGCUGCCAUGUAUUUCUUCAAUACAAAUCCAUCGGGUCGUAUACUAAAUCGUUUCUCCAAGGACAUGGGUCAAGUGGAUGAGAUAUUGCCUGCUGUCAUGAUGGAUGUCAUACAGAUCUUUCUGGCCCUGGCUGGCAUUGUCAUUGUCAUAGCCAUUGUUAAUCCGUUGUUUCUGGUUCCCACAGUCGUACUCGGCAUCAUUUUCUAUCAGCUGCGCACGUUCUAUCUGAAAACUUCACGCAAUAUCAAACGCUUGGAGGCCAUUACUCGAUCGCCCAUUUACUCACAUACGGCUGCCUCGCUGACGGGCUUGUCCACGAUACGCGCCUUUGGGGCACAGCGUGUGCUGAUCAGCGAAUUCGAUAAUCAUCAGAAUUUGCAUAGCUCGGCCUUUUACAUGUUUAUAAGCACAUCGCGUGCCUUUGGCUAUUGGCUGGACUGUUUCUGUGUCGUCUACAUUGGCAUUAUUACGCUCAGUUUUUUCAUUUUUCCGCCGGCGAAUGGCGGCGAGGUGGGCUUGGCCAUAACGCAGGCAAUGGGCAUGACCGGCAUGGUGCAGUGGGGCAUGCGCCAAUCUGCGGAGCUCGAGAACACCAUGACCGCCGUGGAGCGUGUCGUUGAGUAUGAGGAUAUUGAACCGGAGGGCGCUUUGGAGGCACCAGCUGAUAAGAAACCGCCCAAGAGCUGGCCAGAAAAUGGCAAGAUUGCCUUUGAGGAGCUUAGCCUACGCUAUUUCCCCGAUCCCAAAUCCGAUUAUGUGCUUAAAUCUCUCAAUUUCGUUAUCAAAGCUCGUGAGAAGGUGGGCAUUGUGGGCCGCACGGGCGCAGGUAAAUCUUCACUUAUUAACGCAUUGUUCCGCCUCUCCUACACCGAAGGCUCCAUACUGAUCGAUAAACGGAACACGCAAGCAAUGGGCCUACAUGAUUUGCGUAGCAAAAUAUCGAUAAUACCUCAGGAGCCGGUGUUGUUCUCUGGCACAAUGCGCUACAAUUUGGAUCCCUUCGAUGAGUAUAGCGAUGAAAAGUUAUGGUCUUCCUUGGACGAGGUCAAACUAAAGGAUGUCGUUGCCGACUUACCCAGCGGCUUGCAGAGUAAAAUAACGGAAGGUGGCACCAACUUCAGCGUGGGUCAACGGCAAUUGGUGUGUCUGGCACGUGCCAUUUUGCGCGAGAAUCGUAUACUGGUUAUGGACGAGGCCACCGCCAAUGUGGAUCCGCAAACGGAUGCACUUAUCCAGACAACAAUUAGAAAUAAGUUUAGGGAAUGCACCGUACUUACAAUAGCCCACAGGCUACAUACGAUUAUGGAUUCUGAUAAGGUGCUCGUCAUGGAUGCUGGCAGAGUUGUUGAGUUUGGCACGCCCUAUGAGCUAUUAACCUGCGCAGAGAGCAAGGUGUUCCAUGAUAUGGUCAAACAGACCGGUAAAGCAACCUAUGAUAAUCUGGUGCUGGUCGCCAAGAAGGCAUUCGAAGCAGCUCAACAAACACGCAGAUUAUCAUCGUGAAGCCAGGCAACAUUGAAUGUAUCUGGGAUUUUAUCAUGGUGAGGACCUGCAUCCCACGAUGGUCCAUCGAAUGUAAAUAAACUCAUCCGAUUCCAGUUUCUAAUACAAUAUUCCUUUAAUUUUAUAUGUACUUAUAUGUAUGUGCCUAUGCAUUGAAUAUUAUAUUGUUAAUGUUUAUAUAUUUCUAUGUAUAUUAAGUGUAAAAGUGCAAGGAAUACAGUGCCUUCAAAAUAAAUGU